AUGUUGGAGUUGCGUAUGCAAAGGAGACGUCUCAAAUAUUGGCAGAUUUAUGAGGAGAUACUAGAAAAGAUGAAGCAGGUUCAAUACGAGAUUACAUUGUACAAGAAAAGUGCAGAGUUUUUGGCUGAAAAAUUGAAGUCUUGGGAUGGAAGCUUGUACCACACAUUGGACUCUGAUUCGCGUCUUGAACAAGAUAUACUUCGUCGCUGUUAUAAACGCGAUCUUGGGGAGGCUAUAAAGAAGCAAGAACCGAGCGAAGUUUACAUGAAUCAGAGGGAUCGUCGUCUGUUAGAUUUUCACUUCGCUAACCUGGAGUAUGUCAGUGGUGGCACACUUGACAAGCUAUCUUUGCAACAUUUUGACCAAGACGAUGAGUUCCAAUUCACUGGCUCGCAUAUGGCAAAAUUUCUGGCUGAAAAAUUGAAGUCUUGGGAUGGAAGCUUGUACCACACACUGGAUUCCGAUUCGCGUCUUGAGCAAGAUAUACUUCGUCGCUGCUAUAAGCGCGAUCUUGGAGAGGCUAUAAAACGUUAUGAUGCUGCUCGUGAUCGGUUUCGUAAUCUCGAAACCACGCUUCGUAAUCUCAAGAAGCAAGAACCGAGCGAAGUUUACAUGAAUCAAAGAGAUCGACGUUUGUUAGAUUUUCACUUCGCUAAUCUGGAAUAUGUCAGCGGUGGCACACUUGACAAACUCUCUUUGCAGCAUUUUGAUCAAGACGAUGAAUUUCAGUUUACUGGAUCGCAUAUGGCAAUACGAGAUGGAUACGGUGAUUUCCUGACGAGAUUGGUGACUAGCGAUAUUGCUAGUGAUAUCAAACAAAAUGCUGUUGUGGAAGAAAUAAAGUACAAUGAGAAAGGCGUUGAAGUAAAGUACAAAACAGACGAGACCACCGAGACUGUAGAAGGUGAUGUAUGCCUCUGCACUAUACCUCUGGGUGUUCUAAAACGCUCAGUGACUGAAUGCUCGGAUGCACCCAAAUUCGAGCCACCUUUGCCCGAGAAUACUGUGAAUGCUGUGCUCGAAAUGGGUUUUGGUAACUUCAAUAAAGUUGUGCUAAUUUUUUCUCGUCCGUUCUGGGAUGUGACGCAAAAUUACUUUGGCCAUCUCAACCAUUCUAGGGCUUCUCGUGGUGAGAUGUUUAUGUUCACAGCGCUAAGCAAAGCACCCGUGCUGAUUGCAAUGAUGGCGGGAGAAGCAGCGAAUUUGGAAGCUCCUAAUGAGGUGAUUGUCCGCAAAGCUAUGAAUGUCCUGGCAAACAUUUUUGGUUCUGCUUGCCCGAAAGGA
Molecule: messenger RNA, 1284 nt
Organism: Cylicostephanus goldi
Lineage: Eukaryota; Metazoa; Nematoda; Chromadorea; Rhabditida; Strongylidae
Source: the annotation of a GenBank genome assembly